Molecule: messenger RNA, 1156 nt
Organism: Pundamilia nyererei
Lineage: Eukaryota; Metazoa; Chordata; Actinopteri; Cichliformes; Cichlidae
Product: granzyme A-like
Exons: 5
Coding region: 17-802 (261 amino acids)
Biological process (GO): proteolysis
Molecular function (GO): serine-type endopeptidase activity
Source: RefSeq, a predicted model, not a curated record
GGAGAGGUAAGAAGAAAUGUUCUGCCCAAGAGAUUUCAGUAUUUUCAUCACAUGUGUGAUUCUCUUCAUCAUCCAGUCUGGUCAUGGUUCUGAGAUCAUUGGCGGGAAAGAAGUCAAGCCACACUCGCUGCCUUUUAUGGCUCUGCUGGAGGGUGAUGGAGCAAUGUGUGGAGGAAUAUUAAUUGAUCCAACAUGGGUCCUGACUGCUGCUCACUGUCCGAAUAUAAGUACGGUGAUCCUGGGAGUGCAUUCCAUCAAGAAAAAGAAAAAGAAAGAGACACGUUUAAGGCAGGUCCAAAGGGUUCAGAAAUGUGUUCGUCAUCCCAGCUAUUCUGAAGAAACAAAAGUCAAUGACCUCAUGUUGCUGAAGCUUAAUGAACCAGUGCAGGAAACCAAAACGGUGAAUUGUCUCCAGCUACAUAAACAUGUCAAAGACCCUGCAGCUGACAGCAACUGUCUGGUGGCUGGAUGGGGAAAAACUGAAAAAAACAAACUAUCAGAUGUCCUUAUGUCUGUUAAUGUGACUGUGAUCGAUAGAGUAAAGUGCAACUCUCGUGACUAUUACAACCGCAACCCUGUUGUCACCAGUGACAUGAUAUGUGCUGGUUCAAAGGGUAAAAAAAAGACUGAUACCUGUAAGGGGGAUUCAGGAGGGCCACUGUUGUGCAAUGGAGUGCUAGUUGGAGUCACUUCUUUUGGACCUAAAGAGUGUGGUAACAUAAAAAAACCUGGAGUCUAUUCUUUUCUCUCAGAAAAACAACUCAAGUGGAUCAAGAAUACAAUGGGUGCCCCUAAAAUGUGAUACCGACAUCAAUGCAGAUAUGAGCUAACAGCCAGAUAUGAAUCUUUGAUGCUGUUAAACAUGCCACUGCUGGGUCCACUUGAUCUAUUAUUUUUCAUUUAAUGGCUUCUGUUUCAUCUUUUAUAGAGUAGUUUCCUUGCUUGCUAUAAUCUUUACAGACUAUUGAAAGCAUCAGCACAUCUAUUACAUGAACAGGCGUUUGUUUAAACAUCAUAUAACUGGAAGUGGGUUCAUCACCCUUUCCCUUGCAGGAACUUGGGUGAGAUAUCUAUAACCAGUGAUUUUAGUAUUGUGUAGGAAAAGAUUGACUGUCCAGUAUUUUAGCAAUUGUCAUUGCACACCAUACAUAAACAU